CCACACCUCCCCUCAUCCUCACCCCCCUUCUCCCCACUAACCACCAAACGCACAGACCCAACAAGAGCCCCCCAAAUCCCCUACCCAAAAGAGGCAAAAUGUGCACCUCCACAAUCCGCACCUACAGAUGCGGCUGCGUCCUCGACGAGACCAUGCACCGGUGCACCGAAGCCACUAACGCCGAAACCACCGCCGACUCCGACUCCACCACCGAAAAAUGUCCCGGGGUAGUCGUAGAACACACCGGCAGCAUCGACGAGCCGUGCACCAAGUGCGCGCGACUCGAGGAGGAGCCGGUGGAGGUCUACUCGGACGGGGCGGUGUCGGAGUCCGACGCCGAUGGCGAUGGCGAUGGCGAUGUCGACGGGGACGGGUACGAGAACCUGAACAGGACGGGGCCGGGCACCAUGCCCUACGCCUCCGGGGUGUGGGAGCGGAACCGGCUGAUCAUGUAUGACUAUGCGGACUGGGUGAAGUCGAGGGGUUGUCGGCGGCGAGGUGGGCCGCAUGACGGCAGUGGGAAUGGCCCGCCGCCGCCGCCUUCGGCGGAUGGGUUUGAGGAUGUCAAUGUUGACUAGAGGUAAUAAUAACAGGGUGGGAUGUUCGUUGCUCGGGCCGUUGAGGUCGGAGUAGCGCGUCUUGUGCCAGUGUAGGUGAAGUCGACGCACUCAGCUCGGCAACUUUGGGUCAGGGUAGGUCUGGGUUCUGCUACAUUUG
Molecule: messenger RNA, 717 nt
Organism: Aspergillus fijiensis CBS 313.89
Lineage: Eukaryota; Fungi; Ascomycota; Eurotiomycetes; Eurotiales; Aspergillaceae
Exons: 1
Coding region: 99-578 (159 amino acids)
Source: RefSeq, a predicted model, not a curated record